AAUAUUCAUUAUAUUCAAAUGUUCAGUGGAACAUUAUCUGACUCUCUUUUCAGGAAGACGGAUUUUCAUUUUUGCAUGAUGAUGACUCUGGAAUUGCACCUCAUGGUAUUUAUGACCUUCAUAAAAGCACAGCAGGCGAUUCUGCGUUCAUAACCUAACCCGUCGCAAGAAUUUCCACGCCAUGAAGUUACAGAGAUUAGGAAUUUGUCUCAUGGCCCUGAUGGCUUUCUCAACAACACAGAACACAGACACCAUCGCAGUGAUGCCUGAGACUAUCACCACUACUGUCUCACCAGCAAGUGACACCACUACUGUGAUGCCAGUAAGUGACACCACUACUGUGAUGCCAGAGAGUGACACCACUACUGUGAUGCCAGAGAGCAUCACCACCACUGUAAUGCCAGCCAGUGACACCACCACUGUCUCACCAGCAAGUGACACCACUACUGUGAUGCCAGUAAGUGACACCACCACUGUGAUGCCAGCAAGUGACACCACCACUGUGAUUGAUACCACCACUGUGAUGCCAGAGAGCAUCACCACCACUGUAAUGCCAGCCAGUGACACCACCACUGUCUCACCAGCAAGUGACACCACUACUGUGAUGCCAGUAAGUGACACCACCACUGUGAUGCCAGCGAGUGACACCACUACUGUGAUGCCAGAGAGCAUCACCACCACUGUAAUGCCAGCCAGUGACACCACCACUAUUAUGCCAGCAAGUGACACCACCACCGUAAUGCCAGUGAGUGAUACCACCACUGUGAUGCCAGUGAGUGACACCACCACUGUGAUUGAUACCACCACUGUGAUGCCAGAGACCAUCACCACCACUGUAAUGCCAGCCAGUGACACCACCACUGUCUCACCAGCAAGUGACACCACUACUGUGAUGCCAGCGAGUGACACCACUACUGUGAUGCCAGAGAGUGACACCACUACUGUGAUGCCAGAGAGCAUCACCACCACUGUAAUGCCAGCCAGUGACACCACCACUGUCUCACCAGCAAGUGACACCAUUACUGUGAUGCCAGUAAGUGACACCACCACUGUGAUGCCAGCGAGUGAUACCACCAUUGUAAUGCCAGCAAGUGACACCACCACUGUGAUGCCAGCAAGUGACACCACCACUGUGAUGCCAGCGAGUGACACCACUACUGUGAUGCCAGAGAGCAUCACCACCACUGUAAUGCCAGCCAGUGACACCACCACCGUAAUGCCAGUGAGUGAUACCACCACUGUGAUGCCAGUGAGUGACACCACCACUGUGAUUGAUACCACCACUGUAAUGCCAGAGACCAUCACCACCACUGUAUUGCCAGAAAGUGACACCACCACUGUGAUUGAUACCACCACUGUAAUGCCAGAGACCAUCACCACCACUGUAUUGCCAGAAAGUGACACCACCACUGUGAUUGAUACCACCACUGUAAUGCCAGAGACCAUCACCAUCACUGUAUUGCCAGAAAGUGACACCACCACUGUGAUUGAUACCACCACUGUAAUGCCAGAGACCAUCACCACCACUGUAUUGCCAGAAAGUGACACCACCACUGUGAUUGAUACCACCACUGUAAUGCCAGAGACCAUCACCAUCACUGUAUUGCCAGAAAGUGACACCACCACUGUGAUUGAUACCACCACUGUAAUGCCAGAGACCAUCACCACCACUGUAAUGCCAGCCAGUGACACCACCACUGUGAUGCCUGAGCGCAUCACCACCACUGUAAUGCCACCAAGUGUGACCAUCACUAUAAAGCCGGCGAGUGACACCAUCAUUGAAAUGCCAGAAAGUGACAGCCGUUCCACUAAUACAACACCUAUCACCACCAAUGAGCCCAGUCUUCUCAACAGCAGUCCAGGUGUGAAAGCUGUGCUAAUAACUUGUCUUCUUCCUGCUUUGUUUACUCUCCUGUGAAAUUGAAUGAGUUGAGCAGCAGGUAAAUCUGUUAGGACAAAAAAAUACAAAUACAUAAAAGUUACUUAUUAUUCUGAUAAUGUAUAGAUGUUCAGGUAAUAAGAGCUUUAAGAAUUUUACAUUUCAUCUAAGUUAUUAGAAAUUAUAUGCAUUUCUGUUUCUAUAGCUACCUCCACUGUAUAGUUUACUUUCUGAAAGUUAGAACCAUGUUUAGAGAAAUAAUGAUGAUUUUCCAUGCUUUAAAUGAUAGGUUUGUAUCUGUACAGAAAAAUGACACUUGAUUCAUUUCAGUAAUAUUCAAUUUCUUCUAAGGUUAUUUACUUUUAGCACAAUUUCAAUCUCAUGUUCUGGGGAAUUAUAAAAAUAUAUUUAAAUAAUGUUUGCACUUCAUUCAUUCAUUCAUUCAUUCAUUCAUUCAUUCAUCUUCUACCACUUAUCCGAACUACCUCGGGUCACGGGGAGCCUGUGCCUAUCUCAGGCGUCAUCGGGCAUCAAGGCAGGAUACACCCUGGACGGAGUGCCAACCCAUCGCAGGGCACACACACACAAUCUCAUUGACUCACACAAUCACACACUACGGACAAUUUUCCAGAGAUGCCAAUCAACCUACCAUGCAUGUCUUUGGACCGGUGGAGGAAACCGGAGUACCCGGAGGAAAUCCCCGAGGCACGGGGAGAACAUGCAAACUCCACACACACAAGGCGGAGGCGGGAAUCGAACCCCCAACCCUGGAGGUGUGAGGCGAACGUACUAACCACUAAGUCACCGUAACCCCCCAAUGUUUGCACUUUAAUUCUUCUAAAAUACGUAGGCUGUUAUAGAUGUUAACAUUACGAUUUCUUUAUCACAGAGUGAGCAAAAAAAAUAAAUGUUACAAAAAAAGUUUUUGUUUCCAUAAGUACUGCAGAAACGACAAAGAAAAAUCCUAAUAAAACUACACAAAUUAUACCUGAGGCUACUGACACAUUCUUCUAAAGUCAUGUGAAAUAUGGAUUAUUGCGCUUUUUAGUA
Tachysurus vachellii is the source of this 2929-nucleotide messenger RNA. RefSeq names its product mucin-2-like. The transcript is spliced from 3 exons. The coding region runs from base 182 to 1918 and encodes 578 amino acids. The record is from RefSeq and is a predicted model, not a curated record. Lineage: Eukaryota; Metazoa; Chordata; Actinopteri; Siluriformes; Bagridae.